AUGGCGCAGCCGCCGGAUUUGUACCCAAUGAAGGGAAUCACGGAGGCCAUCAGCAUCCUGGAGGAGAUCAAUGCCCAUUUCGCCUCAAACCCUGUCGUCGGAGAGGAGUUCUUCGCCCUCGUCACGGACGCCAAUGGUGCGAUCGACGACGGCCGUGCUGUCGUGGCCCGUGCGAAAAAGCUCCUCCGGGGCAACAGUAAACUCUUCGCCCGGUUCCAAGGCUUCCUCGACCCUGGCCAUCAAAUCGAGCUUCCCAACAACGAUGUCAGUAUUCCCAGGCCGCGCAGGAGGAGAGAUAACAGCCACCCCGCAGUGGGCGCCAGCGGGCGUGCCGAUCCACGAGCCGGCCGGAACGGGCGCGACGGCAUCGACACGGUGAAGCAUGUGGACGAGGAGAUUUACGAUGGAUCGCUCGACGAGGCUAAGGACAAGCAGUUCUUGGAAGGGGCGAAGCAUGCGGACGAGGACAUUUACGAUGAAUUGCUCGUCAAGGCUAAGCAGUUCUUGGAACGGGCGAAGCACCUGGACAUGGAGAUGUACAAUGGGUUGCUCGCAGAGAUAUUGCACGUCGGCACGGAGCGAGGCCUCAACGCGCACCAAGUUUACAGGCGGUUCAAACAACUCCUCGGCUCGGCACACGGAGACCUGCUCUGCGAUUUCGUCGGGUUCCUUCCUUCGAAAUACGACCCGCAGCCACGUUGUGCAAAAGAAGAGCUUGAAGAUCAGCCUCCGACGCCGAAACGCAAGCACGCAUCUUACGCUGGCGUAGACGCAGCCGAGAGCAGCAGGCCGAGCAGGGACAAGAAACCCCGCGUCGACGACAGCACGACGGCGAAGCGCAACCCCUCGUCUUACGCUGACGCAGGCGCCGCCGGGAGCAGCAGGCCGAGCGGGGGCAAGAAACACUGCGCGGACGACGAGGAAGAGGUCCAGAGGUUCAGGGAAGCGUGGGAGUUCGAGACCGGCUACUCGAAGCUGGUGGCCACGAUGACGCGCGCGGAGUUGCUGCAGAGAGAGAGCACGCACGGUGCCUCGGGAUCCGGCGGCCAGGGCAGGGCUUCCGUGGAGGAGCUCUUCCCGAGCGGCGAGACCCAAGAAUAUCUUGCGAAGAUGUACCACGACGAAUGGGACCAUUUGCGGAAGGUGCUCGAGGACGCGGACUACGUCAGCUUUGCCUUGAAGAUCAUACUGGAUAGGCUGAGGGAGAAGGAGGCGGCGGCCGUUGAGGAGGCAAGGAGCCGGCGGGAUCCCACCCGCGCUGCCGAGAAGCUCGACGAGCUUGUCCAGGACAAGGUGCGCGAGGAGCGCGAGAGGCGAGGUGUAUAA
Messenger RNA from Phragmites australis (common reed), 1326 nucleotides. RefSeq lists its product as uncharacterized. Gene Ontology annotation, cellular component: chromatin; histone deacetylase complex. Gene Ontology annotation, molecular function: transcription corepressor activity. Gene Ontology annotation, biological process: negative regulation of transcription by RNA polymerase II. The record is from RefSeq and is a predicted model, not a curated record. The coding region runs from base 1 to 1326 and encodes 441 amino acids. The transcript has a single exon. Lineage: Eukaryota; Viridiplantae; Streptophyta; Magnoliopsida; Poales; Poaceae.